AUUAUUCAAAUAUAUCAUAAACUUUUAAAACACUUAAGAAAAAAAAAACUCUUUUCUGUUCCAAUUUACCAAAAAAUGGCAUCACAAAACAAAGCAUACAAGGCCGGAGAAGUCAAAGGACAAGCCGAGGAGAAAACCGGACAGGUGUUCGACAACAUUCGAGACAAAGCACAACAAGGCAAAGACAAGACAUCUGGAGCUGCCGGUUCGGCGUGGGACAAGACCAUGGAGUCGAAAGACCAGACCGGAAGCUACAUGUCCGAAAAAGCUGGAGAAAUGAAGGAUAAAGCAUCCCAAAUGGGUCAAGCCACCAAAGAAAAGGCUUCAGAUAUGGCGCAGUCUACUAAAGAGACUGCGCAGGCUGGAAAAGAAAAAACUGGUGGGGUGUUGCAAAAGACUGGAGAGGCGGUGAAGGGUAUGGCGCAGGGCGCCACGGAAGCGGUGAAAAGUACUUUGGGAAUGGGUGGUGGUACAACCGAGGAGACUGGUACAGGUAGUACUGGUACCACCCGUACCACUGUUAGGGAGACUCGUAGGAGUCAUACUUAAUUUAUUGUUUUGUUGUUUUGUGUAUUUGUGUCUUGCAUUUGUGUCAAAGUUUUAAAGUUUGUUGUUUAUCAGGUUCGUUAUGAUAACGAACCUGAUUUUAUAUUUGAGGGAUAGUUUUUUAUGGCUCCCUUUUGUUAUGU
Molecule: messenger RNA, 689 nt
Organism: Erigeron canadensis
Lineage: Eukaryota; Viridiplantae; Streptophyta; Magnoliopsida; Asterales; Asteraceae
Product: late embryogenesis abundant protein Dc3-like
Exons: 1
Coding region: 76-549 (157 amino acids)
Source: RefSeq, a predicted model, not a curated record